AUGACUUCUUCAGACACCGCGGAGGAAGACUGGCUAGAUAAGAGCGUGCAAGACAAAACGAGUCGAUUUUAUCCCUUCGUCGAUCUCACUGAUUCGGCUGAAAUGAAAAAGAUAGAGAAUGAAAUUGUUGGUCAAAAUGAAACCGAAGCGCAAGAAUAUGAUGAAUGGACACUAGUGUCUCUUGAACAAAAAAAAGUUCAAGCGAUAAUACAUGCGAGUACAUCGCACAGCGUAUAA
Molecule: messenger RNA, 237 nt
Organism: Paraglomus brasilianum
Lineage: Eukaryota; Fungi; Glomeromycota; Glomeromycetes; Paraglomerales; Paraglomeraceae
Source: the annotation of a GenBank genome assembly